AUGCACAUUCCCUGGGGAGGCGCAGAGAACAUCUACCGCCGCGUUGGUCUCUCAUUCCAGCAUCUAGACAAAGAGCACUGGCGUAUUCACUGCGUAUGCAGACUGUCUUUCACCAAUUUCAGUCCAGAUGACCGUCUACGCUCUCUUCGGAAUGCCUGGAAAUCUCUUGUGAUAGAGUUCCCCCGACUCGCUGUCCGACCCAAUGGCACAACAUCAAAGAUAUAUCGGGUUCUGAGCGACGAGACCGAUGUUGAGAACUGGGCAAACGAGAGCUUCUUUGUCGAGUUGGAGAAGACUCCAGGCGACGUCGUGCGCACUCUGGGUCCUUGCGAUCUGCCAUCCCUGCACUUCCUUCCAGCUUCAUCUGAAAUCGUCCUCCUGACAUCGCACUGGAGGAUGGACGGGGUGGGAGCUUUGAUGCUUCUGGAUCGGCUGCUCACCCUUGUGGUACUUGAAGGACACAGUACUAUCCCUAGUAGUCCAGAGAACCAGUGCCUUCGCGUCUCUCCCUCGCUCGAGGACGCAGCCAACUGUCCACCUAUGGAUGCGUCUCCGGCCUCGACAAUGCUCAAGUCCUACGCCAACUCCUGGAUCGACAACAUGCACAGACAGGCCAUCAACGCGAGCGGUCUCCCCUAUAAUGGAGAUAAUACGACUCCACCUGGUGAUACAACUCAAGAGACCAUGAACCUCACACCCUCUGCCACCAAAGCAUUGAUGAUAGCCUGCAAGUCAAAGGCCAUCUCCAUCUCCGCCGCCGUUCAUGCGGCACUCGCCCAGACUGUCUUCUCUUUAAGCCCCGAAGACGACAAGUCAGACUAUACCACAGUCAUGGCCGUGAACCUCCGCCCUUAUCUUCCCCCGCCAUAUAAUGGCCCCGAUCAUGCAGUCCAGACCUACGUCGCGAGUAUCAUCCCCACUGUCCCAAGGAACCAGAAACUUACAGAGGCCGCACAGGACCUCACCCGAACGUAUAGAAAUUGGUACAGUGAGGAGUUCAUACGGGCUCUGCGCUGGAUAUACACCAUCCAUGCGGAGCGAUUGUUUAAAAGUCCUCCCAAGCCAAGUGGAGGUAGACCGAAGCCGCCGUCAGGUGUGACGUUGAGUAGUCUGGGUGUUGUGGAAGGCUUCCUCAAGGGUGCAUACGAUGGCAAGGGAAAGGGUGUCAUGGUCGAGCAGUUUAGCUUUGGAGUGACGAUGAUGACGAGGCAGAUGUUGCUGUAUGUUUGGACAUUUGCAGGGAGGUUGACGUUGUCACUUUGCUAUAACGAGGCUUAUUAUCAGGAGGCGAUGGCGAGGGAAGUUUUAGAAAGACUCCGAGAUUUCUUGGAAAGCGAGCUGGCGGUUUCCCUCGACGUGGAGUGA
Messenger RNA from Aspergillus versicolor CBS 583.65, 1365 nucleotides. RefSeq lists its product as uncharacterized. Lineage: Eukaryota; Fungi; Ascomycota; Eurotiomycetes; Eurotiales; Aspergillaceae. The coding region runs from base 1 to 1365 and encodes 454 amino acids. The record is from RefSeq and is a predicted model, not a curated record. The transcript has a single exon.